Molecule: messenger RNA, 1247 nt
Organism: Taeniopygia guttata (zebra finch)
Lineage: Eukaryota; Metazoa; Chordata; Aves; Passeriformes; Estrildidae
Gene: RPF2
Product: ribosome production factor 2 homolog
Biological process (GO): maturation of LSU-rRNA from tricistronic rRNA transcript (SSU-rRNA, 5.8S rRNA, LSU-rRNA); ribosomal large subunit assembly
Cellular component (GO): nucleolus
Molecular function (GO): rRNA binding
Source: RefSeq, a predicted model, not a curated record
GGAGCCGCGCCCCGCGCAUGCGCCGUGCCCCGCCCUCUCCCGGCGGACGUGACGCGCGCGGCGGCUCCCGCAGGUCCUGCCGCACGUGAGGGCAGCGAUGGAUGCGCUGGAUCGGGUGGUAAAGCCUAAAACUAAGAGAGCAAAAAGAUUUCUUGAGAAGAGAGAACCCAAGCUAAAUGAAAAUACAAAAAAUGCUAUGCUCAUAAAAGGAGGAAAUGCAAAUUUAACAGUGACUGAAGUGCUUAAAGACAUUUAUGCUGUGAAGAAGCCUUUUGCUGUACUGUAUAAAAGGAAGAAUAUUACCAGGCCUUUUGAGGACCAAACAACAUUGGAGUUUUUUUCCAAGAAAUCAGAUUGUUCUCUGUUUCUCUUUGGCUCCCAUAACAAGAAGCGACCUAACAACCUGAUAAUAGGUCGCAUGUUUGACUACCACGUGCUAGACAUGAUUGAGCUGGGCGUUGAGAAGUUUGUAUCCCUAAAAGAUAUCAAGAACAGUAAGUGUCCUGAAGGGACAAAACCUAUGUUGAUAUUUGCUGGUGAUGUGUUUGAUGUGAAUGAAGAAUACAGAAGACUGAAGAGCCUUCUUAUUGAUUUCUUCAGAGGUCCCACUGUGCCCAGUAUUCGUCUGGCUGGUUUAGAGUACGUUCUGCAUUUCACAGCUGUAGAUGGGAAAAUUUACAUGAGAAGUUACAAAGUGCUUCUGAAGAAAUCUGGCUGUAAAAUACCCAGAAUUGAACUGGAAGAGAUGGGACCUUCAUUAGAUCUGGUUAUGAGGAGGACACAUUUAGCCUCAGAUGACCUUUAUAAGCUGUCUCUGAAACAGCCAAAAGGCCUGAAGCCCAAGAAGAAAAAGAAUAUCUCCCAUGAUGUGCUUGGUACAACUUAUGGUCGAAUCCACAUGCAGAAGCAAGAUCUUAGUAAACUGCAGACACGGAAAAUGAAAGGCUUAAAAAAGAGGCCAGCAGAGAAAUCAGCUGAAGAUGGUGUGGCUACUCCCAAAAAGUCAAAGUCAGCUUGAUAGUCUGGGACUGCUUUGAAAACUCCUUGUACUUUCAAAUUUAGAAUAUAUGUUGUAAUAUAAAUUGUCAGACAUUAAAGAUUGAGCUGCUGUUAGGUUUAGUUUUGUAGCAAAAAAACUUUCUAAUACUUUGUCAUUUUAAAGGGAACAUUGGGGUAUUGAGCUUUAACAUGGAGCUGGGUUAUUUAAAAUUAAAAAAAAAAUGAUAAAAUUUUCUUAGUUCUCCAAA